AUGAGGCCCGCAUCCCGCCCAACUCCCCUCCUCGCGUUUACAUCACUCGGACGACGCUCUCUUUCCUCUUCCCAAAUACUCGGAAUGCCCCACUCAGCACCGUCCAAAACACACCUACACCAACCCAUCCCAGACUCUCAUUUCCCCCAGGGAUACAUAGUCUCCUCGACCCAUGCAGGCGUGAAAAAGAAAGCAGGCGUACUAGAUCUGGGUAUCCUCCUCUCGACCACCCCCCAGACGAGCGGAGCAGCAUGUUUCACACGAAACGCAUUCAAAGCGGCUCCUGUUCAAGUCUCGACAGAGGUACUGAAAAACAGCGAAGGCAGGGUCCGGUCGUUGGUCGUCAACUCGGGAUGCGCCAAUGCCGUCACGGGCGCUAAAGGUCUCAAGGAUGCCUGGGCUAUGGCAGCUUCAACAGACGCACUCGGCCGUGAACUCACCCAGUCUGGAGGGGGCUACGAAACGCUGGUCAUGUCUACUGGUGUCAUCGGCCAGCACCUUCCAAUCGAAAAGAUCACCAACGCAUUGGGCGGAGAGGGGAUCAAAUCGAAUUUAGGCUUGUCGUUUGGACAUUGGGAGGGGUUAGCUAGGGCAUUUAUGACCACUGAUACGUUUCCAAAGUUGAGGGCUAGGAAAUUCAGCGUUAGAGGUAAAGAGGUGAAGAUUGCAGGAAUCGACAAGGGGGCAGGGAUGAUUCAUCCGAACAUGGGCCCGCCUGGUCUCCCACAUGCAACGUUGCUGGGAGUUAUAGCAACUGACGCAGGAGUAACGCCCCGUUCGCUUCAAUCCGCAUUGACAUACGCCGUAGAUCGAUCGUUCAAUUCGAUUUCGGUAGAUGGGGACAUGUCCACAAACGAUACGGUCAUCGCAUUUGCAAACGGGGCCGCAUUCGGUGACAACGAACCUGAAAUCGACGAAGCGACCCAUCCGGAAGAGUACCUCCAAUUCCGAGACGAGCUUACCUCGUUCGCGACCGAACUCGCCUCGCUUGUCGUACGGGAUGGAGAGGGCGCGACCAAGUUUGUUACCGUCACGGUCGAGGGAGCUCCAAGUUACGAAGAUGCACACAAGGUGGCAUCCACAAUUUCUACCUCUGCGCUGGUCAAAUGUGCACUGUACGGUGAAGAUGCCAACUGGGGCCGCAUCCUCUGCGCCGUAGGAUACACGUCCCUGCCCUCGGGAACAGCAUCGACCCAACCCGAGUCUCCGUCUCGUUCGUUCCAGAUGAAGGAUCCCGGACCGACCCCGCUCAAACUACUCACAAACGGCGAACCAGAACCUGCCAACGAAGAACGCGCGAGCGAAAUUCUCAAGCGCGAGGAUCUGGAGAUUCGUGUUCAGCUUGGAUUGGGGAAGGAGAGCGCGAACUAUUACACGUGCGAUUUCAGCCAUGAAUACGUGACAAUCAACGGAGACUACCGUAGUUAG
Messenger RNA from Rhizoctonia solani, 1428 nucleotides. Its product is annotated as glutamate N-acetyltransferase. Gene Ontology annotation, biological process: L-arginine biosynthetic process; L-ornithine biosynthetic process. The coding region runs from base 1 to 1428 and encodes 475 amino acids. Gene Ontology annotation, cellular component: mitochondrial matrix. Gene Ontology annotation, molecular function: L-glutamate N-acetyltransferase activity, acting on acetyl-CoA as donor; L-glutamate N-acetyltransferase activity, acting on acetyl-L-ornithine as donor. The transcript has 6 exons. NCBI's taxonomy places the organism in Eukaryota, Fungi, Basidiomycota, Agaricomycetes, Cantharellales, Ceratobasidiaceae. The record is from RefSeq and is a predicted model, not a curated record.